GUCCUGGUCUCCGCCAGCUUCUCUCUCAUCUUCCUGCUCGGCACCGUCGGAAACGGUCUAGUUCUGGCGGUUCUGAUCCGCAGCGGCCAGAUGAACACCAAAAGCACCAGCCUGUUCAUCCUGAAUCUGGGGGUGGCGGACCUGAGCUUCAUCGUGCUCUGCGUCCCGUUCCAGGCCUCCAUCUACACUCUGGACCGCUGGAUGUUCGGAGCUGCGCUCUGCAGGCUGGUCCACUUCUUCAUCUUCCUCACCAUGUACGGCAGCAUCUUCACCCUGACGGCGGUGUCCCUGGACAGGUAUCUGGCCAUCUGCUAUCCUCUCCGCUCCAGAGAGCUGAGGACUCCAAAGAACGCCGUCGCCUCCAUCUGCCUGGUUUGGGCCUUGGCCUUGGUGUUUUCUGCUCCGUAUCUCAGCUACUUUGCUCAGAUGGACCUGGCCGGUACCGUGGUCUGUGUUCCUGUCUGGGAGUCCAAACCUCGCCUCAUCAUGGAUGUGUGCACCUUCAUCUUCGGCUACCUCGUCCCCGUCCUGGUGCUCAGCCUCACCUACGCCCGGACCAUCCGCUACCUGUGGACCAGCGUGGACCCGGUGAAGGACAUGUCCGAGUCGAGGCGGGCCAAGAGGAAGGUCACCAAGAUGAUCAUCAUCGUGGCGGCUCUGUUCUGCCUCUGCUGGCUGCCACAUCACCUGGUCAUCCUCUGCAUGUGGUUCGGACGCUUCCCCCUCAACCACACCACCUACGUCCUGCGCAUCCUCUCCCACCUGGUGGCCUACGCCAACUCCUGCCUCAAUCCCAUCGUCUACGCUCUUGUCUCCAAGCACUUCCGCAAAGGCUUCAGGAAGGUGUUCAGCUGCUCGCUGAAGAGGAGGGAGGUCAACAAGGUGCACGUGGUUCAGGCGGUGAACACGGUCAGCAGCGUUGAGACGACCAACUAG
This is a messenger RNA of Stegastes partitus (bicolor damselfish), 936 nucleotides long. RefSeq names its product galanin receptor type 2. Gene Ontology annotation, biological process: G protein-coupled receptor signaling pathway. Lineage: Eukaryota; Metazoa; Chordata; Actinopteri; Pomacentridae. The record is from RefSeq and is a predicted model, not a curated record. Gene Ontology annotation, cellular component: plasma membrane. Gene Ontology annotation, molecular function: G protein-coupled receptor activity. The transcript is spliced from 2 exons. Bases 91 to 936 code for a protein of 281 amino acids.